Molecule: messenger RNA, 2271 nt
Organism: Mus musculus (house mouse)
Lineage: Eukaryota; Metazoa; Chordata; Mammalia; Rodentia; Muridae
Gene: Pgd
Product: phosphogluconate dehydrogenase
Exons: 13
Coding region: 721-1620 (299 amino acids)
Biological process (GO): NADP+ metabolic process; pentose-phosphate shunt, oxidative branch; D-gluconate metabolic process
Cellular component (GO): cytoplasm
Molecular function (GO): carbohydrate binding; carboxylic acid binding; NADP binding
Source: RefSeq, a predicted model, not a curated record
UGUAAGCCUCUCGAGGCGCCGGGAGCCGGACUUCACUGUACUUGCCUCGGAGCGCUCGGUCCUUCGCGUUUCUUCCUCCUCGACUCUGCUUCGUCUGCCUCCGCCAUGGCCCAAGCUGACAUUGCACUGAUCGGACUGGCUGUCAUGGGCCAGAACUUAAUUUUGAACAUGAAUGAUCAUGGAUUUGUGGUCUGUGCUUUCAAUAGGACAGUCUCCAAAGUCGAUGACUUCUUGGCCAACGAGGCGAAGGGCACCAAGGUGGUUGGUGCACAGUCCUUAAAGGACAUGGUCUCCAAACUAAAGAAGCCCCGCCGGGUCAUCCUGCUUGUGAAGGCCGGGCAAGCCGUGGAUGAUUUCAUCGAGAAAUUAGUACCCUUGUUGGACACGGGUGACAUCAUCAUCGAUGGAGGAAAUUCUGAAUACCGGGACACGACAAGAAGAUGCCGGGACCUCAAGGCCAAGGGCAUCUUGUUUGUGGGGAGCGGAGUCAGUGGUGGUGAGGAAGGGGCUCGGUACGGGCCGUCACUCAUGCCAGGAGGGAACAAAGAGGCUUGGCCCCACAUCAAGGCGAUCUUCCAAGCCAUCGCUGCAAAAGUGGGAACCGGAGAACCCUGCUGUGACUGGGCAAGUUCUGGGCUACCCUUUGACGACGUGCACCGCUGAAGACAGACCACCUUGGUCCCAGUGGUGGGAGAUGAGGGGGCGGGGCACUUUGUGAAGAUGGUGCACAACGGGAUAGAGUAUGGAGACAUGCAGCUCAUCUGUGAGGCUUACCAUUUGAUGAAGGAUGUUCUGGGCAUGCGGCAUGAGGAGAUGGCUCAGGCAUUUGAAGAAUGGAACAAGACAGAGCUGGACUCAUUCCUGAUUGAAAUCACUGCUAACAUUCUCAAGUACCGGGACACUGACGGCAAAGAGCUGUUGCCAAAGAUCCGGGACAGUGCUGGGCAGAAGGGCACUGGGAAGUGGACCGCCAUCUCGGCGCUGGAGUACGGCAUGCCCGUCACCCUCAUUGGAGAAGCUGUCUUUGCUCGGUGCUUGUCCUCUCUGAAGGAGGAGCGGGUUCAGGCCAGCCAAAAGCUGAAGGGUCCUAAGGUGGUCCAGCUGGAAGGCAGUAAGAAGUCAUUCCUGGAGGACAUCCGUAAGGCCCUCUAUGCUUCCAAGAUCAUCUCCUACGCCCAAGGCUUUAUGCUGCUCAGACAGGCAGCCACUGAGUUUGGCUGGACCCUCAAUUAUGGCGGCAUUGCCCUGAUGUGGAGAGGGGGCUGCAUCAUCCGAAGUGUGUUCCUGGGAAAAAUUAAAGAUGCAUUUGAGCGAAACCCAGAACUUCAGAACCUACUGCUAGAUGACUUCUUUAAGUCAGCAGUUGACAACUGCCAGGACUCCUGGCGGCGGGUGAUCAGCACUGGGGUGCAAGCAGGCAUUCCCAUGCCCUGCUUCACUACUGCCCUCUCCUUCUAUGAUGGGUACAGACACGAGAUGCUGCCAGCAAACCUCAUCCAGGCUCAACGGGAUUACUUUGGGGCUCACACCUAUGAACUCUUAACCAAACCGGGAGAAUUUAUCCACACCAACUGGACGGGCCACGGGGGCAGUGUGUCAUCCUCUUCAUACAAUGCCUAGUAGGCCUGUGGCUUGCCCUCCCUCCCAGCAAUAGGACAGCCCCGUGGCGCUCAGCACCCCCCCUUUGCCCUAGUUCCUGCUCUUAGCCAAGUGUUGGCUGUGAUUGCUGAAGAAGUCACCGAGGUCUAUAGUUUCUGAACCACCACAUGCUCCACCUCCGUCUCUGUGCUGCCCAGGACCUGACCCUGUGCUGCCACUGCGUGACCUGACCCUGUGCGCCACUGCGUGACCACUCCCUGACUGAGCCGUGCCAUGUGGACCAGACAAGCUGCAGCUCUUAGCUCACAGAGGGGGUGGGUGUGUGGGAUCGUACAACCUGGACGUGGACCAUGCGUGUGGGCUCUGCUGUCCUCCAGUCAGUGAAGUGUAUAUGGUUACACUCUCUGGGUGUGCCUGGCAGAACGAUCUGCACUGAGUUCACUAUUGCAAAUUGAUUUGUUUUCCUUUAGCCUUGUUCACUUUUAACUCCGGCUUUUUUUAAAGACUCCAAAUAAAACAGGACAGGUAGUGAGUAAAUCUGGAGGGAGGUGCAGAGCCGAGGAGUCGGUGGGCAGAGGCUCUCCUGUCGGGUAUUUCUUACUGGCACAGUAGGUACCUGGAUGUUCACAGAGCAUCCGCCCCGUCCCACUUGUAAUAAACUUUUAGACUGGU